This is a messenger RNA of Durio zibethinus, 1830 nucleotides long. Lineage: Eukaryota; Viridiplantae; Streptophyta; Magnoliopsida; Malvales; Malvaceae. The record is from RefSeq and is a predicted model, not a curated record.
UACUGUCAUCUGUCAGCCUUUCCCUCUAUCUCAGUUAUAACUUAAAACUCUUCUCUUUUCUCUCUCCUUGGAAUUUUGUUCUUCCGGUUUGUCUUUGAUUUAGCAAACCCCCCCAAUAUAAAAAAAAAAAUCUAGGGUUUGAAUUUUGGGUUCAAUGAUUGAAGAAGCUCUCGGCGAUUUUAUUAUUAAUGUCUAAAAAAAAGCGGUGGAAAUUUCUGUUACAUAGAAUAAGAGAGAGUGGUUGCAGAGAUUAAUGCGGUUUCUAUUAUUUUAAUGCGAUGCCGUUUUGAGAGCUUUUGCUGCUGCUGCUUAGAUUCUUUCCUCCUUGCUUGGUAAUGCUACUGUGCAGAGAACCAACCUCAACAAUGCCUUCUCUUCAACUUUUGCGGUUAACCAAGCAGGGCCGAAAUCUUCUGGCCUCUAGGAGAUGGUUGAAUCAAGAUUUAGGGAGCUUCUUGACCACUCUUUGAUACUUCUGAAGAAGAAAUUGCUGUUUGGUAUACUUGAUGAUUUUGUCACAAAACAGCUUCCAUAUAAUGUUACUUUGGGUUUGAGUUUAUUAUAUGUCUUGGAACACAUGGGGGACCGAGCCUUAAUUUUGACUCUAGGUGAUCUUGCACAUGCACUGCGGUUCCUGGCAUCUGUUGUGUCUCAAAGCUUUUUAGCCUUUGUUGACAUCCUGGAAUUGCAUAGAAAGUUCCUGGAGCUAUCUGGAAGUAUCAACCGAAUUUAUGAGCUUGAAGAGCUUCUUGAUGCUGCUCAAUCUUGUAUAUCUAAUUUACUGUCUCUUAAUGGGGAUUUGAGCACUGAUUACUUGUCACAGUCUCAGCGGACUGGUCUCUAUGCUGAAGAUGGUAUUUCUUUUGCCAAGGUGGAUAUAAUUACUCCAGCACAGAAGCUGUUGGCUAGGCAGUUGACAUAUGAUGUAGUACCAGGAAAAAGCCUGCUUGUUACUGGUCCAAAUGGGAGCGGAAAAAGUUCUGUUUUCAGAGUACUUCAAGGUCUCUGGCCCACUGUGAGUGGAAGACUUUAUAAACCAUCCCACCAUUUUGAUGAAAAGGCUGUAUCGGGUUGUGGCAUCUUCUAUGUUCCUCAGGGACCGUAUACUUGCUUGGGAACUUUAAGGGAUCAAAUCAUAUAUCCUCUCUCGCGAGGAAGCAGAGCUGAGGGAGUUAAAGUUGUAUGGAAAAGAACCAUGAAAAAACAAAUUGCUUCUAUUGCCAUGCUUUCAGAUAUUUCUGGCGGGUAAAAAAUCGGCAGACACCAUGAACAUUCUUGAUGCUUGUUUGAAAAUUAUUCUUGAAAAUGUUCUAUUGAAUUAUCUUUUGGAAAGAGAGGAAGUUGUGGGAUGCUAAUCUCAACUGGGAAGACAUCCUCUCGCUUGGCGAACAGCAGAGAUUAGGCAUGGUGAGUUAAGCUAAUCUUCUUGCACCUUGAACCCAUGUUUGGACAACAUGUUAUUAUUUAUACCAGACAGAUUUCUGUUGUUUGAUAUCAAACUUUCUGUUUUACCAAGCACGGUUAUUCUUCCACAAGCCUAAAUUUGGUAUCCUUGAUGAGUGCACAAAGUAUGUACUGAUCUCAAUGUAUUUUGUUUUUUUUUAAAUAAAAAAAAAAAAAAACCUAACUAGUUGUCUAAUUUACCUGGAUAUUCUUCCCGUGGCAGUGCCACAAGUGUCGAUGUUGAGGAACAGCUUUAUAGACUAGCAAAAGAUCUUGAUAUAACUUUUAUUACCUCAUCACAGGCAAGUUUCAGAUUUGGCGAGCAUCUGGAAUAACUAGUGAAUUACAACUCUAUUGUACCGCAAUUGGUGCAUUGGUCUUUGCGGC